Molecule: messenger RNA, 3051 nt
Organism: Carassius gibelio (silver crucian carp)
Lineage: Eukaryota; Metazoa; Chordata; Actinopteri; Cypriniformes; Cyprinidae
Product: synaptophysin-like
Exons: 7
Coding region: 102-986 (294 amino acids)
Cellular component (GO): presynaptic active zone; synaptic vesicle membrane; synaptic vesicle
Source: RefSeq, a predicted model, not a curated record
GUUCUGUUGAUUGUCCCUCCCCCUCCGUGGGCUGCUCCGCUUCCAUCACUCGCCUCCCACCGAGUAUAUCUGUAUCUCCUACUUAAGAGCAGGCGACUAACAUGGAUGUUGUAAAUCAGUUGGUUGCCGGUGGGCAGUUCAGGGUGCUGAAAGUCCCAUUGGGCUUCAUCAAAGUCUUAGAAUGGGUGUUUGCCAUCUUUGCAUUCUCCACAUGUGGGAGCUACUCCGGCUCCUUCAGGAUGAGCGUGGAGUGCAGAAACAGAUCAGACAGUAACCUGAAAAUAGAUGUGGAGUUUGAGUAUCCCUUCAGGCUCCAUCAAGUGUAUUUUGAUGCCCCUGCUUGCAAGAAUGGCCAAACUGACCGUUUCUUCCUGGUUGGGGAUUACUCAUCCUCUGCAGAGUUCUUUGUCACCAUAGGCGUUUUUGCAUUCCUGUAUUCCAUGGCAGCUCUCAGCGUCUAUGUCUUUGCCUUUGAGAAGUACCGUGAGAACAAUAAAGGACCACUGAUUGAUUUUGGUGUGACGUGUGUAUUCACCUUCAUGUGGCUGGUGAGCUCGGCAGCAUGGGCGAAGGGUUUGUCUGAUGUCAAGACAGCUACAGAUCCAGAGGAGGUUAAAGAACUUAUCCCCGCUUGUGAACAGGAAGGCAACCACUGCCGUGAAGUUCACGACCCCGUCAUGUCUGGUCUUAACACUUCUGUGGUCUUUGGCUUCCUCAACCUGAUUUUGUGGACAGGUAACCUGUGGUUUGUAUUCAAGGAGACUGGGAUCAUCGCACCAUUUAUGCGUCAGCAGCCCGCCCAGGAGAAGCAGCCCGCCCCUGAUUCCUUCGCCCAGGGAGGUUAUGAGCAGCGGGACCCAUACGCUGGCUCCCAGGGUGGCUACCAGCCCGAUUACAGCCAGCAAGGUUACAAUCAGGGUGGAGACUACGUUCAGGGCGGAUAUGAACAGCAGGGGGCACCCACCUCCUUUUCCAACCAGAUGUGAGCGCUGAAAUAUCUGAGGAAGCGGGAGAUUGCAGAAAGAAGUUGAUCAUGUGACUCUAGCAGUGUGAUGCCUGAACCCUACCCACAACCCCACACUUCUUCCUGUUUGUGCGUCUGUGCUUACGUCUGUGAAAGAUAAGAGGGAAGGGGACAGGGUCUAAUCUCAAAUCACAUAUAGACGGAAGGGGGAUAGAGAGGAGGGAUUUUAAUGUGCUGUUUAUUAUUGUGAUGUAUACAAAUAAAAAAAGUUUGAUCAGAUUUCAAAACACUUGAAUACUGUACCAAAAUAUGAAAAAGAAUAUGAAUAUGAAUGAAUUUUGAGUUAAUGAUGUUGACAAUAGUAAUGCUAAACUUGAGAGAAUGUAUUUGUCUGUGCUGUAUAGAUAUCAUUAUAUAUAUAUAUAUAUAUCCUAAAGAUAUGAAUGGGAUUAUUCCACUGUGGUCUAGUCAAAUUUAGAGACCCUAAACAAAUAUAAUAAUAAUUAUAAUAAUAAUAUGGGAAAAAAUUCACAAAGCCCAACAUAAUUUGUUCCUUGGAAAUGUUUACCUCUGGUUGGUCAUGGUUUGGUAGAGUUUGUUCCAUUUCUAUGUUGACGUCUUUGGUUUGGUAUUUAGUUGUUUUUAAUUUCUUCAUGGGUGGGAUGGAGUCGAUGGGGGGCGUCCAGGGCUACCAUGAGUAUAGAAUCAUUCCCAAACUCAUGGAGGGACAACAUUAUUUCAACCAGCAAGCAAAAUGGUCAAGUAUAUCUUAAAGCAUUUCACACUUCCUGACUUAAAAUGUUGACUUUGUUUAGUUCUCUUUCUCAAAUCUUUGUCUUUUGAAAAGCACAUGCGUUCUCAGUGCAGAAAUAGCAUGGUUGUUUAUGACACAAUGCCUCUGAGUGCUGUGCUGAUGUAGUGUUGUUUAAGUUAGAGGAUGCUAAAAAGAGAUAUAUGAAUAUAUAUAAAUAUAUAUGGACUGGGGUCCUGUGUGUGGAGAUGUCAGUAACGUAGAUAUACGUGCCAGUUUCAAAUUCAUCCAUAUUUUUAAUUUUCCCUCUCUCAAAAGCAUAUACAAUAUUACAGGAUUUAAGCCUGUGAUAUCGAGUUAUAUUUUCAGAUGUAAAUGUAAAAAUAUAUAUAAAGUACCUGCACAUUCUUUAAUGGAUAUCAUCAACUUCUGUAGUGUGAACUUUCAAUGAUUUGCAUCAAAACAUCACCUGAAUGCCAGUAAAGAUUAUUUUUCUGAUUGAUCAAUCAUUCACAAUGCAGGUGAUCAAAAAUAUCUGGUGUAUAUGAUAGCUUGACCUCUCGGCCGGAAUCAAGGGGGUCAUUUAAAUGAGCUAUGAAUUUCAUAUUUAUCAUUCGAACCGUGUUAAUUGCAGGUAACUGAUGCAAUAAAGUCUUUAAAGUUAUUGUUUUGUAUAGUAUUCAAACAGUUUAUAUUAAAGUCUAGCACUUUCAGAUGCAAUGAUGCUGAGUAAACAUCUUAUUAAUCUAGUAAAUGCACCAGAUUCGUUUUUGCCCUGAGUUGAUCAUCGUUUCUUUUAGGGCUGAUGCUUCAGACGUUGUUAUGGUGAGAUCCUUUAUAUUAUUGCAUGAUCAGAUGCUCAUAAUGCAAGCUUACCCAGACUUAUCUAAUCUAUCUAAUAUUUUUCAGACUGUUUAAUUUGCCUGCGACUUUGAGGAAAACCAGGUUUUGCUUUUGGGUAGAAGGCCAUUGGCCUACUAAAUGUAUUAGCGUGUCUCUCCCUCCCUCUCUCCCUCCCUCAUUCUUUCUCUCUUUCUCUUCCAUUCUCUGCACUGGCCCACUCUUCUCUUCCUCCAAAUGAAUAUGCUACUCAACUUCUCCGUUGUUAGUGGUGUUUGAUAUGUCUUGUGAAACUCUCGAUGCCUUUGGGUUGUGCUGUAUUUAAUGUGUAUGAUAUAUUCUUAGCGUUUAUGAAGAUAUUGAUGAAAAUGGCCAUGCUGAAAAUGACCAUGCUGAAAACUCAAUCACCAAAAUUAUCCAGAAAUUCUGUUUUAUUGUUCUAUGGAAUCCAUGAAUGAAAAAUUCAAUAAAGAAUAAGUUAUCCUGUUGAAAGAAA